Nematolebias whitei (Rio pearlfish) is the source of this 869-nucleotide messenger RNA. RefSeq names its product tetraspanin-8-like. The transcript is spliced from 9 exons. Gene Ontology annotation, cellular component: membrane. Bases 83 to 853 code for a protein of 256 amino acids. The record is from RefSeq and is a predicted model, not a curated record. Lineage: Eukaryota; Metazoa; Chordata; Actinopteri; Cyprinodontiformes; Rivulidae.
CCGGCGCUGCGCUGCUUUCUUGAUUUCUUUAUGUGAAAAAGGUGUUUUUAAUUUAAGCCUGAAAGGGCAGCAGAGCGCAAACAUGCAGAAGAGCUCGGUGGUCGUGGUGGCGGAUAAAACGAGCCUGAAAAGGCCGUUUGUUUUUGCUAACGCUGUACAUAUGGCGUUGUGCUUCUUCAUGCUGAAAAUGACUGUAAUUUGGCACGGAGACCUGCUGCAAACUGGCAAAAUGGUGCCCAGUAUUCCUGUAGCGAUGAUGUACGCCAUCGAGGUUGGCUGCCUGCUACUCUCAGUGCUCGGCGUGUUCGGAGCUUGCAAAGGAAAGAGAUGGUGUUUGAUUCUGUAUGCAGCAGGGAUGGCAGCAGUCAGUCAAACGAUUAUUAUUAGAACAGCGCUGAGUUACCAAGAUGUCUAUGAGAAACGUGUUGUGCGCGAUGAGUCCAAGCUGCUGGCCAUGAUGCCGCUCAGUGGACCCAGCAAAGGCAACAGGACGUUGCUUCAUAAUAUCCAGGAGGAAUUUGAAUGCUGCGGUCUUAUUGAAGGCUACAAGGACUGGGGCGCCUCCAUCCCUGCCUCCUGUAACUGUCAUUAUCCAGGAAAAUGCGUUCGACUACGGGGUAGUGCUACGCUCGGAGCCCCGAAGAACCAGUAUGUUUAUCGAGCGCCCUGCCUCCCGAUUUAUGUUUCCGAGCUGAAGCUGGCAUUCUUCUUGGUGAUGGCCAUACAGUUUGGAAGUGCAGUAUUCUGGAUUAUUUUACUUGUCAUGAGCAUCAAGUUGAUGGGACAGAUAAAGAAGAAGCAGGAGUUUAUAGCUCUUCUCCAGUCCAACACAUACGUUCCUGGUGCUUUCUAGUGCUGCGCAGCAGUGC